Beta vulgaris subsp. vulgaris (sugar beet) is the source of this 2040-nucleotide messenger RNA. Its product is annotated as myb family transcription factor PHL13. Bases 409 to 1710 code for a protein of 433 amino acids. Lineage: Eukaryota; Viridiplantae; Streptophyta; Magnoliopsida; Caryophyllales; Amaranthaceae. The transcript has 8 exons. Gene Ontology annotation, molecular function: DNA binding; DNA-binding transcription factor activity. The record is from RefSeq and is a predicted model, not a curated record.
CGUAGGCGGCUCUAUUGGAUUGCUGGAGCCAUUCUAAUUUCUAUCUCCUCUAUUUCUUUUUCUCUCUCCUCAUUUUUUUCGGCACAAAAAAAUUUCAGAUUGUUAAGUCAGAGGAGCAUAACGAGGAAAAAAGGGCGCAUUUGUUACAGUACGGAGAUUUCAUGGUGUUGUUAGUUUAGUGUACAAAAUUAUUCAUUUUUUUCCGCCAAAAAAUUUGGUUUUUGGGGAUUGAUUUCCAGCUUUAGAUAGGUCGAAUCUUAUUUUUUUCCGAAUUCCCAGAUUUGCUAUUCAUGUUGGCAUGAUACCAAUGAGAGUCAGUUGAUUUACUGAAUUUGGAACAUUAUAACUGAAUUCUUGGAGGUAGUUGAAUAGCUGGCUACCUAUAGAGCUGGUAUCUCUGAUUUAUGGAUGGAGAUGAAUAUGCGUUCUGCUUUACCAAUGCAGCCAUCAGGUGGGAAGUGUUUCAACGAAUUGACAGUUCCUGCAUCGUACUCUUCUCCUCUACCAGUUCUGACUAAUCCCUUAGAAGAUUUUCCAAAAUCACCCAACUCGUUCUUUGUACCAUCAUCCAGAGAAAUGAUUGCAAGCCCCUUACAGAUGCAGACUAACCCUAUUGUUUCUCACAUUGGGUCAUCCAGUAGUGAUUCUCCAUUUGUAGGGGGUUUCCCUGCAGAUCUCCACUUCCCCUCUUUCUCACCUCAUGAAACGCUGCCACAGCAUUCUCCUUUUAUUUCUCAGCCAGCAGGAGGCAGAGUGGACUUUCCACCAAAUCAUGGUACUGUAUCAGAUGCGCAGUCGGCUGGGUAUAUCAACUACCAAAAAGAUGAUGAUGACAAUUCUUGGAGUACCGGUCAACUUCAGGGUUUACUUGAUCUUCCUGAAGGUGUUUCUCUUGUUAAUGGUCAAGUGGGAAAUAGUAUAGAGGGGAUUUCGAGUGACAACCAUGUCAAGAAGAUUGGCUGGAGUGAUUUGGAUAUUUUUGCUGAUUCUAUAGAGCCUAACUGGAACGAACUUCUGGCUGAUUCAAAUGCAGUUGACCAGCAGCAAAAGAUGCCACAAGCCUCUUCUGAUGUAGUUGCACCUCAGCCACCAACUCAGCAGCAGCUUUCAUUACCAUCUAGAGAAGUGUCUGCUUCUACUAAUACAUCAUCUAGCACUCAAAAUAAGGCUCGCAUGCGCUGGACACCAGAACUUCAUGAAGCCUUUGUUGAUGCGGUGAAUCAUCUUGGUGGUAGUGAAAGAGCUACUCCAAAAGGCGUUCUCAAGCACAUGAAUGUUGAAGGCUUAACUAUCUAUCAUGUGAAAAGCCACCUGCAGAAAUAUAGGACUGCAAGGGUCAGGCCAGAAUCAUCAGAAGGAAAUUCAGAGAGGAAGUGCAGUUCCGUUGAGCAGGUGUCGUCUGUAGACUUGAAAACGAGUGUUACGAUUACCGAGGCAUUACGGAUGCAAAUGGAAGUUCAGAAGCAGCUCCAUGAACAGCUUGAGAUACAACGUAAACUGCAGUUGCAGAUUGAAGAACAGGGGAAGUACCUUCUACAAAUGCUUGAGAACCAGAAUAAGACUGAGAAGGAAAAAGUGAAGUCCGUGCCAUCAUCCACAGGUGAUGAUAUCUCCCCUCCGAAAGAUAAAUCAGAGGCCUCUGCCAGUGAUGCUGGCGGUUCUGGUUCUCCUCCUCUGAAGCGUCCCAGGACAGAUGAUUCGGUGCUUUAAUACAAGUUAUUAUCGGGUUCAUACUCUUUUUUGCAGUUCCUAGAUAUGACGUGGGUAUAUUUUAUAUAGCCGUUGGUUUGAGGGGCUGUAACUUAUUUGUGCCAAUGAUGAUAUACCCUCUGUUAGAAUGAAGUUUACCCUCUUACUCAAAAAUAGCGAAACUGAAAUGCUUCAGAUUGUCUUCUUUUCUAGGUUCCUGAUCUGUGAAAAAAAUUGUCAGGUUGAAUGUAAACUGAUAAAAUGGUGAUUAGUAUAACUUAGUUCAAAACUUCUAAUUACUGUACAUUACUGAUUCCGAUUCCGGCACGAAGUCUGAUUGAUUAGAUGACA